CUCCGCGAACGUUGUGUUGAUCAGACGUUACGUUAGUGUCGUUCCUCCCGCUGGCUAGACGGUGUUCUCCUGAACUUUUCUUAUGCACCAAUGUGUGUAUAGACUUGUUCCCCCGUCUCGCUCUGUGUCGCGCGUGGUUAUGCAGUGUUCCCUUUGUCGCUCUUUUUCUUACGCCAGUGACGAUAUUGUAGCCAUUAAUAAUUCGGUGCGGAAGGAAGGAAAAAAGUGUUUGUAGUGUGAAAAGGUGUGUUUUUGAGAAGACACAAUUUUGCGUUGUGUUGGUUUUCACGGCAGCAUAUCGUUUUCGAAUCUUACUGAAAAGUCGAGCAGAAGAGUUGAAAAAAAAAAUCUAUAUACCAUAGCAAACAAAACCCAACACACAAUGGGUGGAAAAUGAGCAUGAUACGUUUCGUCAAUGGUUCCGAGGUGUUAAUGUAAAUAAAAACAACAGACGGCUCGUCAGCAGGAGUCAGAGGAAAGUGGUUUUACAGUUGGCUUUUGUGUUGCUAUUGGAAUCCUAUAGGUAAAGAUAGUGGAAGUUAGGGAGAGAGAGAAGGGAAAAAGUGGAAUUUGCGUAAAUUACUGUGCUUUUGUGCUUGUGUUUACGGUUAGCGUGUCACGCUAGCAACGACAACCGAACGGGGAAAAAACAGUGACACCGAAGCAGAAUCGGCGAAUCGGAGAAAAAACAGAAAGGUGUACAACGGAGAGCAAGAGCGGAGAGGAGAAAUUAUCGUGAGACCACAGAAAGAGCGUUAGCGGAAUAUUGAAUAAGUUCGUCCGCUUGGCAGUCCGCUGUUCUACCGUCAGCAGAAUAGAAGUUUCGUGCACCAUAGCGUGCAACAUCGGAAGCAUUCGAUAGAGAAGCCAUCAUGCCGGGUGAAUCGAAAUCGACUGCCGCUGCGGCCGACCCGGCGCCAGCAACCAACAACACACCGAAGAAGAAGCCAGCCACGUCCGGCAAGGCGGCACUAGCCAAAGUCACAGUCCUCGACGGCUCAACGCUUGAGGUGACGAUUGAUCGUAAAGCUCGCGGACGAGAUCUCCUCAAUUCGGUAUGCGCCGGACUGAACAUCCUCGAGAAGGACUACUUUGGUCUCACCUACGUAACGGCCGCAGAUCCACGCGUAUGGCUGGAUCUCGAGCGCCCUGUGGUCAAGUUUUUCCGCUCCGACCCAUGGGAGCUGAAUUUCGAGGUCAAAUUCUACCCUCCGGAACCGGCACAGCUGCAGGAGGACAUCACCAGGUACCAUCUGUGUCUGCAGGUGCGAAAUGACAUCCUGGAAGGCCGACUGCCGUGUUCGUUUGUAACCCACGCCCUGCUCGGCUCGUAUUUGGUGCAGUCCGAGUUGGGCGAUUACGAUCCGGACGAGAUGAAGGAUCGGGCGUACUUGAAGGAGUUCAAAAUUGCCCCCAACCAGACGCCCGAUCUGCUGGAUAAGGUGAUGGAUCUACACAAAACGCACAAAAGCCAAACGCCGGCGGAAGCGGAACUACAUUACCUGGAAAAUGCCAAAAAGUUGGCAAUGUACGGUGUCGACUUGCACCCUGCCAAGGACUCCGAGGGAGUGGACAUCAUGUUGGGAGUGUGCGCUUCAGGAUUGCUGGUAUACAGAGAUAAACUCCGAAUCAAUCGCUUCGCGUGGCCCAAGAUAUUGAAGAUCUCGUACAAGCGCAACAACUUCUACAUCAAGAUUCGACCGGGUGAAUUCGAGCAGUACGAAUCAACGAUCGGUUUCAAGCUUGAGAAUCAUCGUGCCGCCAAGAAACUCUGGAAGGCCUGCGUUGAGCACCACACCUUCUUCCGGCUGAUGACACCGGAACCGACCACCAAAUCGGGGAUCUUCCCCCGGUUGGGAAGCAAAUUCCGUUACUCUGGGCGAACACAUUACGAAACCAGAAAAACGCCAGUCGAUCGACCGGCACCAGAUUUCGCGAGAAGUCUCACCGGAAAGCGACUGUCCAGUAGAAGCAUGGAUGCACUUGGCCAUCAGGAGAAAGAGAAGGAGAAGGCUCUCCGAGAUCCCAACAAGGAUGCCAACAAACGACACACAAUGUCCCAUCCGCCGGAUCACAUCCCGGAUCUCGAAUCACCAACCCGUGGCUCCCGCAGUCCGAUCAAGAAGGACAAGAAGGAACGCCUGAAGCGGGAGUCUAGUACCGGAACUGCUUCAGCCUCGUCACAGAGCUCACUCGAGGGUGAUUACGAUAUCGCUGCGUCCUCGUCUAACAUUGCUCAGAGCCAGAAACCGAUUGGUGGAGUUGCCGUCCUCCCCGGAGCCGGCAAGAAGGAUAAGGAGAUUACUUCGCCGAAGGAGGAAGCUGUUAAUGGUAACAAUGGAAACCAGGAUGUUCUGAAUUCAUCCAACGAGGAAAAAACUUCUCCGACAGGAAAGCGAAAGGGUUUCCUGUUUUCUUCGGGUCGCAAAUCACCGAAGGAGAAGAAAUCUCCCGGUUCCACGACACCCGUGGCCACCACCAAUGGAGACGGUGGCAGGAAAGAGCCAGUUUCCCCGACGAAGGAGCAAAUCCAAGCACAAGGUCAGAAAGACCAAAACAAACAAAAACCCGGGUUCACCAAGCCGUACGAGUACUCGGAGAACGAGCAGGAUACCAGCCCACACAAGAAGAAUGUGAAAACACGUGGCUUCCGGUACGACGAAGAUCCCUCGCACACUGGCAAGAACAACGAGGAGGCCCAGUUGAGUCCAAACUCGCAGAGUCGUCGGGCAACCGGUUUGGCCUUCAAUUACGCUCCCGGAGAGGACGACAAGGUUCGCGAGUCGGUUGAGAAGCGGAAAGCUCCCGGUUCGCCACCGCUGGCCAGUGGAGAAGCGAAAGAUGAUAACCUCUCGCCGCAGGGGGGUGCCGGCAGAGGACUUGCAGGGGAGUCCGAUGCCGAGAAAGGUGUGAGGACCAGCGCACGGUCGUACUCGCCGAACAAGGGACGCGCCGGAAAGGACCCCACCGGUAAUGGAGCGGGUUCUUUCCGUCCGCUAGACGAUAGCCAAGACCCGAACAUGGCUUUCAUUCGCGGAGAGCAAGCGCAAGCUGCUGUUCCGCCGGUUGUGGGGGCUGCUUCUGAACCAGCAAAGAAAAAAGUGAAGAUUAUGGUGAUCAUUUCCAAGUUCGAUCCCAAAACCAAGAAGGUAGACACCGCUAGCGGAGUGGUGGAACACUCGUCCGGAGUGUUGGACACUAAAUCCGGUCAAAUCGAAAGCAAGUACGGGGUGAUCGAUCCGAAGGCUGGAACUGUUGUCAAUUUCAAUCCGCGAACUGGUCAGAAUGAAACGUUCCAGGGUCAAACAGAUCCGAAGACGGGUCAGAUUCAUAUUGUUGGUGGGGUCGUUGAUCCGAACACUGGAAAGUCGGACGACAGUUUGGGACAGGCUAUCGUAAUUGCUCCGGAUGAUGAUUCCGUCGUUGAAAUUACCGCGAUCACAGGCAAGGUCGACCCGAACACGGGCAAAAUUGAUACCACCAAUGGGGAUGUUGAGAAGACUCGAGGUAUUUUGAACAGUAAGACCGGUUUCAUUACCACGAAGUAUGGGGAGAUUAACCCUAAAACUGGCGAACUGAAAACGGUUGAUCCGAAGAGUGGAAAGGCUAGCUCCCGGCCGGUGGUUGUGGACAAAGAUAAUGGUCAGAUUACGAUUGUUGGGGUUAUUGAUCCAAAAACCAAUAAGGUGGAUAAUAGCUUGGGUCAUCUGAUUGCCAUUGGUAAUCAGGUAGAUCCUGUUGUUGAGGUCACCUCAGUGCUAGGUAAAUUGGACAAGAAAGGAAUUGUUGAUCCUAAAACGAUUACCUACGACAAGAGCACUGGCCAGUUGGACACCAAGGAUGGCAAAAUCAACACCAAAUACGGUCAGUUUGAUCUUGUGAAGCAAACGGUUACGUUCGUUGAUCCGAAGACCGGUAAGACGGAGACUAAGGAGGUGAAGAUUGAUCCGGUUACGGGUCAGGUGCUACUGAAGAAUCAGGUUAAUCCGAAGACCGGUAAAGCGGAUAAGGACUAUGGAAGAAUUGUUUCCAUUCGAAUUGUCCACAGUCGCGUUGACCCUGCUAGUGGAAAGCAAGUUUCCACGGUCGAAGAUAAGGACAUCAAGGUCGAUCCGAAGACCAAUCAGGUAUGGAUUCCAGAGGGUAAAGAUCCAAGGACCGGUGAGAUUAUCUACACCUCUAGCCAGGUGGAUCCGAAGACGGGUUACGUGAUCAUCAUUUACGGGUAUUUGAACCCCAAAACGAAUGAGAUCGAGAAGCAGACUAAACUGGAUCCAAACCUUACUAAGGUUGACCCAACAACAGGACAAAUUUACUCUGCUACUGGUCAGGUGGAUGAGGCUACCGGUGAACCACUGUUUGCUGCCUCACAGAUCAACGACGAGAGCGGCGAAUCUAUACAAAUCUAUACCAAGGUUGGCAAGAUCGAUCCCAAGACCGGUAAGUUGGUGAUCAUUAAAAUCUUCAUCCUCACCAAGAAGGAUGAACGUGGAAAGCCGGAAGAGGUUGACGUGGCCGGGGUGGACUUCGAUCCCGCAACCGGAAGGAUUAACAAUAUUGCUACGAAAACCGUUUACGUGUACAAGAUGCGUGAUCCGAUCACCGGGGAAACCUACCAGGUCGACCCUAACGACCCGAGCAUUGCCGGAGCUCGUACCACCGUAACGCAAACGAUGACCCUGAGUGGCGAAAUUGAUCCCCUCACCGGUCGCAUCAAGUCCGAGUGGGGUCACAUCGAUCCGAACACCGGCGAUAUCGAUCCAGCCACAGCGAUUCGAGACCCGGUCACCGGCAAACUGAUUCUGAACUACGCGGACAUUGAACCGAGCCAUUUUGGUAAGAACGUGACCGUCACCAAAGAAACGGUUCCCAUUACGAGGGAACAGUUUUACGAAGGCAUUAAACAUCUCGGAAAAAAGGCAGUCCGACGGGAUUCGGAAAGUUCGGACGAUGAUAUGGAUCAGUACGCGAGCGAGAACGUUAAAGAGAUGAACUCGGGAACGCCACGCAACGCCGUGGGCGGAAAGUACGGAGCACCGACGGUAGUGAAAACGACAACGAAACAGGUUAUCACGAAGAACGAAGAUGGCGUUACGCACAAUGUCGAGGAGGAGGUGCAAAACCUUGGAACGGGACAGAUCGUUUACUCGACGCAGGAGCACAAGGCUGAUGCCCCGAGUGAUAUUCAGGGUAAAUUCCUGACGGCCACGGCCGUCACGACACGUACCGCGACUACCCACGAAGAUCUGGGUACGAACGCCAAGACCCAGCAGCUGGAGGAGAAAACCGUCGCGACCACAACGACCCAACACGGUGAACGGCAGGAGCAGCGAGUGAUCACGCAGGAAGUGAAAACCACGGCCACGGUAACCAGUGGCGAACAGUAUGGCCGCCGUGAUAGCAUUUCAUCGACGAGUUCCGGCGACUCCGGAACCCCAAUCGAUGGUCCUUACGGCGAGGACGAUGGCUCGACAACGAUUUACAACAACAGCUAUACGGGCGUUGCCAACGUUGCUGACGCUUCUCGGAUUCCCAGCGGACCGAAUGUAGAACACCACCGGGUACUGUUGGAUGACAACCAGGAGGGCGUGUCGGCCCAGGGUGAGAUCGUGUCCUCCCAGACCGUAAGCAGUAAAACAAGAACCGUGGAGACCAUCACUUACAAAACCGAACGAGACGGAGUAGUGGAAACGCGGGUAGAACAGAAGAUCACCAUCCAAUCGGAUGGUGAUCCGAUCGAUCACGACAAGGCACUGGCGGAAGCGAUUCAGGAAGCAACCGCCAUGAAUCCCGAUAUGACAGUGGAGAAAAUCGAGAUCCAACAGCAGACCCAAUAAAAGUGAACAAACGACAAGUGAGAGAGAAUACCCAACAACAACCAACUAAACAAUGGUUUCCACAUUAGUACACAACCAUAAACGCAACGCGGUUACGUUGCGCGUGGGUAGAAACAAUCGUCAUCAUCACACAAUCGGAAAAAGGAACCAACGUUUCCAUUAUUCUGUACGGAACGACAUUCUUUCUUCAAAUGUGGGAAGAAUUCAAUAGAAUGUUGUAAGAGUAAAUAUUGCAAAAAAAAUUAAACGGACAGUUGAUAGUUUAAGCAUUUUUUAAUUUUAAAAACGUAAAAAACAAACAUACAUACACAAAGGACAAAUAUUAGAAGCAAGAAAAGAAACAAUCAAAUCGCUUGAUGUCUGAAUUUUGCGGAUUCGUCAAGAACCACUGAUUAUUGCGAAGUUGUUGAAAAAUAUUUAACAAUAUUUACACAAGAAAAAAAAACGAGAAGAAACAAAGCUUAUAUUGAUUGAUGGAAUAUACUAUUUAGAAGAGAAGGCGAGCAAUUUGCUUUAAAUGUUUCAUGUUUGCAGGCCAAUUGGCUUAAUCAUAUAUAAGAAAGAAAACAAGUAAACAAAACUCUUUAACACUUUUUUUCUGAAACUAUAUCCUAGAGGACGCAAAAAGCAAAACUGAUGAGGAAACAGCAGAGAGGAAAGAAAGAAUCAUAUUGAUACCAACAAACCAAUGUAGCAAGCGUGUGCGAAGGCAUCCAUAGCCGAAAUAUACCGUUGUACAAAGGUAUAUUUUUCCCAAAUUUUUCUCAUUCUAUCGUACCUAAUUAUAAUCGGAAAUAUUUCACCAAAAUCGCAUUUUGCCUCAAAGUAUAAACUAGCAGAAAUUUAUAUCAGAACUAAUCGAAAAACCAUCGUGUUCAUUGAAUGGAUUGGAUUCACAAACAACGUAAGGUGUAGAAGAAAAAAAAACUCUGUGCAAUGAAAGAAGCAUCACACUAUAUCACAUCUGUCGGAUAAACACAAAAAAUAGUCAUCCUAUACAAAACAACAACCGCAUGCGAUAGAUCAAGGAAUAGGGCAAGCGAAAAAUGAUGCCUUAUUUAAAAUUGAAUGUCUCUCUCUUCUUUUCCCCGGUAAAACGUUGUCUAUUUAUAAUAUCUACUUUUCUGUGUAUUUCUAUUUAUUUUUAACUUUAAUUAACAUUCCGAUAAAAGAUGUAGGUCGCUCCGGAACGGAUCAAAAUACGUACUAAAACUCUGAAGAAGCAACUUGUAACUUAUUUUACUUUCUUUUCUUCCCUCACAAACAUUUUCUCGUUAUCAAUUUUGGUGGUGUCACGUAAAACCACCUCACACCCAACGUGUCUAACAUAAUUUUACGAAAUUAGUAUUUUCAUGAGUCAUAAGUGUAAAAAAUUGGUAACAUUUCUGAAAAAUGGAGACAUUGUGCGAGAAAACACACACACACAAUCAUAUAUUUUUGUAACCAGGCUUUUUGCGAGAUAGUAAAGUAAUAAUCCGCUUACGAACGAAAUAAGGAAAAUUGACCCGUUUUCUGUACUAGAUGUGUGCACUAUUUGAGUGUGACAUUGCUGUCACAACCAUGAACCGAUCGUUCGAAGUCGUCCGCGAUUUCGUUUUUACCUUAGUUUCUUUGUUUUUUUCCUUCACCACCAGAAAACAGUAAUAUAAUGACAAUUUUUUAAUCUAGUUGUAGAUUCCAUUUUUUGUUUCCCCCCUCAAAGCUACUUUUUUUUAAAUAACCAUUUUUUAUUAGUUUUGUUUUAAGAGAGAUUUAUUUAUCACGAAGUGAGAAAAUUUAUUGAAAAAGUAAAUUUAAUAUUAGUUUCUAAGAGCCAUUUAAAUGUUGUCAGCAUGAUCAGAUACGAGAAGCGAGAAAAGUUUUAGUACAGUAGCAGCAGCGCGCCAUGCCAAUUUAUAUAAUGGAAACAAGAGAACGAGGUGACGAGAUAAGUUGAGAAAACAAAAACGCAAAAUAUUACUGCAGAUGCGAUGCAAAAUUUGCGAGCUACGCAGCCGAGAGUGUUAAACUGCUAAAUACUACUCAUGCAGCAAAAGCAAGAAAUCUAAUCGUACGACAGGCGCAAGAAUGCAAAAGGCAAGGUAAAGUGAUUAAAUCCAGCUUAUGUGACAAAAAUGA
This is a messenger RNA of Toxorhynchites rutilus septentrionalis, 7955 nucleotides long. RefSeq names its product protein 4.1 homolog (gene cora). Gene Ontology annotation, molecular function: actin binding; structural molecule activity. The record is from RefSeq and is a predicted model, not a curated record. Lineage: Eukaryota; Metazoa; Arthropoda; Insecta; Diptera; Culicidae. Gene Ontology annotation, cellular component: plasma membrane; cytoskeleton.